AUGUGGAACGAGGUCGUUCCCGCCAUCCCUCUGAACCUCAUCACAGCAAACGUCUUGUUAUUCAUCAGUGUGUUUACACUGACGUAUAAGGACGCUGUAUGGGCGAAAUUGGCUCGUAUGUUUGCUGCGCCGUUCAUCGUGGUAUUCUCCCUUCGGCUUGUGUCUGGCGAUAGUGCGAAGCCAGAAAAUGCCAUUAAUUUUUUGGUGCCAGCCGUUUCAAUUGGUUACGCGUACGACAUGAUCAUGCAUGCUAUCGACCUAUCGAUUGGCAGUCUAUAUGACACGUCCCCGCCUCACUGGGUCUCCCAUCGAUCAGGGAAGACACUUCCUCUUCCUCAUUCUAUCCGAGGGAGACUACUCUAUGCGUUAGACCAGUUAAUCGCAGUUCGGGGGGCCAGUCUACUUGCUGACAGGCACUGGGACUUUUCUCCUUCUCAAAUCGUCGAAUAUCGCUCCCCAUAUCCUUCGAAGUUCUCUUUCAUGAAAUCUGCUAUAAUGCAGAUAUUCCAAUACUACCUUCUUCUGGACAUUGUUGACACGUUGGUAAAGCGAUACUCCGUGUGCAACCCUGCAUCUCUUCAUCCCAUAUUUGAACUUCCGAUUAUCACCCAAUGCCUGUUUGGAGUGGUCAUUGCCUCUUGUGCGGUGGGGUCUGUGUCUAUCAUGUACUACGCCCUCGCCGUUGUUCUUGUCGGGACGGGAUUGUCCAGUGACCUGGACCUUUGGGCCCCGUUUUCGACCGACCAUUCCUUAGUCCUUCUGUAUCACAUUUCUGGAGUCGUGGAUGGCAUCUUCUAUAUCGAAGACGUUUUGUUCGAUUCUCCAGAAACGGCUUCGUCAAAGAAAUACAAGUCCGAUAUCCCACCAUCCCACCAAUUCAUCUCCGUGGCGGUCGCCUUCUUAGCUUCCGCAUGGAUACACACCCUGAUUGCAGACAAGACGUCCGGAGGCCGUCAAAACCACGAAUACCCGACGAUCUUCCACAAGCGUCCAGAAUUCUUCUUCUUUGCCAUACAACCCCUCGGGAUUGCUGUUGACCGAUCCAUCGCCCAUCUCGGUGGUUCUGGUACAAAGGUUCGUUUUGCAAGGCGGUUAUGGGCAUGGGUUUUCUUGUUGUGGACGAGUCGGUGGAUGGCGGAUGGGACAUUAAGGGGUCAAGAGUUGGGUCUACUUCCCAUAAGCCCCGUUAGAGGUGUUCUGUCUGGAGAUUGGACAGGGAAGGAGAGCGUCAAAGUGGCACUAGCCAGGAUGAAUGCGGUUUCUUGA
Messenger RNA from Cantharellus anzutake, 1266 nucleotides. RefSeq lists its product as uncharacterized. Bases 1 to 1266 code for a protein of 421 amino acids. The transcript has 3 exons. Lineage: Eukaryota; Fungi; Basidiomycota; Agaricomycetes; Cantharellales; Hydnaceae. The record is from RefSeq and is a predicted model, not a curated record.